AAGUCUCACUCUGAGGCGGGCCCCAUUGACAGUGUGCUCACUAGGUUUUAGCCUCAUGAAGGGGAAAUGAACUGUAAAUGAUGUAAUUAUUGUGGCUUAUUGUAAUUUGCAGCUGAUCAACAAACUGCGCAGAAUUCAAAACUUUUGGAUCAGAACACUGAACAAUGUAAUCUAAUGGCCAGACGGUAUUGUCCUAGUGGCUUCAUUUAUUUUGGUUAUUGCUACAAGUUUGUUCUUGAGAAAAAGACUUGGAUUGAUGCUGAGCUGCAUUGCCAACACCUAUCUCCAGGCGGCCAUCUUGCUUCCCUGCACGGGAUGGAGCAGAAUAAUGUUCUUGCAGAAAUGAUACGUAACUCCCAAAAUAAAUGUGCUCCAAUUUGGAUCGGUUUGAAUGACGUUCACAAGGAGGGGACUUUCCAAUGGAGUGAUGGAUCUGCAUCAGAUUUUAUGUAUUGGAUGAAAGGUGAACCCAAUAAUCUUGAUGGAACAGAGCACUGUGGGCAGAUUUUGUUCGAGAAUUCAGUUCAGUGGAACGAUGCACGUUGCUCUUCGCCCCUCUGUUUCCUUUGCUCCUACAAACUGCCGUCUCCCUGCUGCGAGUGAAAGAAUCUCUCAAUGCUCCAUGGAUCCUGUCUGGGAGUGGAUGCAGUGCCUCCGUCUGCUUGUAGUUGCAGUCACAGCCAAUGAUGACUGUACUGACUGAGU
Hemiscyllium ocellatum (epaulette shark) is the source of this 705-nucleotide messenger RNA. RefSeq names its product C-type lectin-like. NCBI's taxonomy places the organism in Eukaryota, Metazoa, Chordata, Chondrichthyes, Orectolobiformes, Hemiscylliidae. The transcript is spliced from 4 exons. The record is from RefSeq and is a predicted model, not a curated record. Gene Ontology annotation, molecular function: signaling receptor activity. Bases 175 to 603 code for a protein of 142 amino acids.